This is a messenger RNA of Sphenostylis stenocarpa, 816 nucleotides long. The record is from the annotation of a GenBank genome assembly. Lineage: Eukaryota; Viridiplantae; Streptophyta; Magnoliopsida; Fabales; Fabaceae.
AUGGCGGAUGAUGCACAAAAAAACCCUCCAUGUCAGCAGCAAAAAGUCAUAAUCCUGAACAAAUAUGGCAAUAAACUAGUGGGCAUACUACAUGAAUCUGGAACCCAAGCCAUUGUUAUCCUAUGCCAUGGUCUUCGAACUUCCAAGGAAAACUUUAUUAUGACAAAUCUAGCUGCUGCCCUAGAGAAUGCAGGAAUCAGUUCUUUCCGGUUUGACUUUACUGGAAAUGGGGAAAGUGAAGGUUCAUUUGAGUUUGGUAGCUACUGGAGGGAAGCUGAGGAUAUACAUGCUGUAGUUCAACACUUUCAAAAAACAAACCGUACAGUUAUUGCAGUUGUUGGGCACAGUAAAGGAGCUAAUGCAGCGCUUCUUUAUGCGUCAAAAUAUCAUGACAUUAAAACAAUUGUCAACCUAUCUGGUAGCCAUGAUUUGAAGGUAGGCCUUGAAUAUCGUUUUGGUAAAGAUUUUAGGGAAAGACUGGAGAGGGAAGGUUUCAUUGAGUUGAAGGCAGAAUCAGCAGGAGGUAUUGAUUAUCGUGUAACUGAAGAAAGUUUGAAGGAUCGAUUAAACGUAAUUAUGCUUGAAGAAUGCCUGCAUAUUGACAAAGAAUGCAGGGUCUUUACAGUUCAUGGUGGAGAAGACACCCUAAUCCCAGCUGUAGCUGCACUUGAGUUUGCUAAGGUUCUACCUAAUCACAAGUUACACAUCAUAGAGGGGGCUGAUCAUGUAUAUACGGAUCAUCAAGCUGAGUUAGCGUCCUUUGUGGUGUAUGUUAUGAAGGAAACCUUGCAAAUGGACCUUCUUAAUGCUAGUUAG